Messenger RNA from Aspergillus fumigatus Af293, 405 nucleotides. The record is from RefSeq and is a predicted model, not a curated record. NCBI's taxonomy places the organism in Eukaryota, Fungi, Ascomycota, Eurotiomycetes, Eurotiales, Aspergillaceae.
AUGCCUCCAAAGUUUCCUACAUAUGUUUUGACAGAGCAGUUGACGGCAUUUGUGGAACGGGCGAUGCAGGAAGCCGAUGUGGUGGUCAUUGAUCAUUGGCGAAGAAGCCGGGCCAUGAGUAGGUUUCCCUGUUAUCAAUACGCAGGUGAAGCAGAUCGUCCAGUCAGCCCUCACGCUAAUCCCACGCCACAUCUGCCUAUUGAGCCACUGAACAGUGCUGGCCCGGACAUCAGCCGUGAUGACUUUGACCCUCAAUCUAAUCGACUGUCUGCUUUGCGCGCCCUGCAGUACCCCUACCAGGACUGGGGUGUUAAUUCUAAUUCGACAUGGCUGUCUGGUCUUGCUUGCUUAGAGCUGCGAGAGGAGAAGUUCAUUCCCAGGGUAGACAGCGACGAUGAGGAAUGA